Messenger RNA from Octodon degus (degu), 2711 nucleotides. It is a transcript of the gene Fbxl13, whose product is annotated as F-box and leucine rich repeat protein 13. Gene Ontology annotation, molecular function: protein binding. The record is from RefSeq and is a predicted model, not a curated record. Gene Ontology annotation, biological process: SCF-dependent proteasomal ubiquitin-dependent protein catabolic process. NCBI's taxonomy places the organism in Eukaryota, Metazoa, Chordata, Mammalia, Rodentia, Octodontidae. Gene Ontology annotation, cellular component: SCF ubiquitin ligase complex. The transcript has 21 exons. The coding region runs from base 79 to 2550 and encodes 823 amino acids.
CAGCCCAGAGCUGGUCUCGCUAGGCAGCGGCGCUUGUGCCUGGAACCCACCUAGAGCGGCCUCUGUCCCGCCUUAGCCAUGGCUUCGCUGCGCACCGCCGACCCCGCGCUGAGGAAUUACUUCAAGGAGAACUACAUUCCUCAAGUCUGCGAGGCACUUUUAUGUGGUUUAAUUAUUACCCGUCCUGAGGAUCCAUUGAAAUAUUUAGAGGAAAUGAUUAUGGUUAUCAUUGAAAAUGGCCUGGAAAGUCUUCUUUGGGAUAUGUGCAUUGACCCAUCAUUGAAACUGAAACUUCGAAGAUUGCCUGAAACUUACCUUGAACAACUUUUUGGACUGGAUGAACAGCUGAUGACUCCAGAAUUGAUGACGAAAGCAUGCACUUUUUACAUGGGACGUUUAGUAAAGACCCAUUUUUGUGCAUGGAGAGAAAUGGUAAGGCCUCAUGUAAGUGAAGAAGACAUACUGGCUGAAAAAAUGAAAAGAGCAACAGAACAUUAUAAUUCCGGCGUUCAAAGAGCCUUAUUUCAUCAAUGGCGCUCCUAUGCUGAAAAGAAUAGACAAAAAGUUGAUGAUGCAGUACAGAGGAUGCAGCACAUACUCCAUUAUCACAAGCUAAAAGUUAUCCUCAGGAAAUGGAAGAAGCAAGCAAGAUACAUACAUCAAAAGAGAGAAGAAGACCUGCUAUUACAACAUGAAAUUGAAUUGAAAAAAUGGAGAAGUAAGUCAGAAUUGAAAAUGGCUGAAGAAAUUGCAGAGGAAUCUAUUUCUCUUGAGCGAAGUUUGUCUGAAGUCUCUCUUGUAGAUGACACUUCACAAUGUGAUAUUUCACUGUUACCUGAAAGAGCAGUAUUAAAGAUUUUCUUGUACCUCACUUUACGAGAUGUGAUAGCAUGUGGUCAAGUUAACUACUCCUGGAUGUCGAUGAUACAAAUGAACUUGCUGUGGAAUGCGAUUGAUUUUUCCACAGUGAAAAGUGUGAUUACAGAGAAGUUCAUAGCGUCUACUCUGCAAAGGUGGCGUCUAAAUGUGCUGCGUUUGAAUUUCCGUGGUUGUGUUUUCCAAACAAAAACUUUGAAGUCUGUCAGCCACUGUAAAAACUUGCAAGAACUGAAUGUCUCUGACUGCCCAACACUCACAGAUGAAUUAAUGAGAUACAUUUCUGAGGGCUGCCCCGGAAUCCUGUAUCUCAACCUCUCUAACACAGCCAUCACCAACAGGACGAUGCGACUCCUGCCCAGGCACUUCCACAACUUACAGAAUCUUAGCUUGGCUUACUGCCGAAAGUUCACAGACAAAGGUUUACAGUACCUGAACCUGGGGGACGGAUGCCACAAGCUCAUCUACCUGGACCUUUCCGGCUGCAUCCAGAUUUCAGUCCAGGGCUUCAGGAAUAUUGCGAACAGCUGCUCUGGAAUCGUCCACCUGACUAUAAACGACAUGCCCACCCUAACGGACAACUGUGUGAAAGCUUUAGUGGAGAAGUGCCACUCUAUUGCAUCAGUGGUUUUCAUUGGUUCACCACAUAUCUCUGAUAGUACUUUCGACGCUCUUUCUACGUGUAACCUCAGGAAGAUCCGAUUUGAAGGAAAUAAAAGGAUCACUGAUGCAUCUUUCAAAUUUAUAGACAAGAAUUAUCCAGAUAUCAACCACAUUUACAUGGUCGACUGCAAGGGAAUAACAGAUGGUAGCCUCAAGUCACUCUCACUUUUGAAGAAACUCACUGUGUUGAACUUGACAAACUGUGUAAGGAUUGGUGAUACAGGACUGAAGCAAUUUCUUGAUGGUCCUUCAAGUAUCAGAAUAAGAGAGCUCAACUUAAGUAAUUGCGUGAACCUGAGUGACAUCUCUCUUGUGAAACUCGCCGAGUGCUGCCAAAAUUUAAACUACUUGAGUUUACGAAAUUGUGAACAUUUGACGGACCAAGGAAUUGAACAUAUUGCAAACCUCUUUUCUUUGGUAUCACUGGAUCUCUCUGGAACAGUCAUUUCUAAUGAGGGAUUGACAGCGCUUUCCAAACAUAAGAAACUGAAGGAACUUUCUUUAUCUGAGUGUUAUAAAAUUACCAAUGCUGGAAUUGAGGCAUUCUGCAAAAGCUCCCCGAUCUUGGAGCAUCUGGAUGUCUCCUACUGUCCCCAGCUGUCCGAGGAGAUCAUUAAAGCGCUGGCCAUUUACUGCAGGGGCCUCACUUCUCUCAGCAUCGCAGGCUGUCCUCAGUUCACAGACUCCGCGAUAGAGAUGCUGUCUGCAAAGUGCCAUUACCUGCACGUUUUGGACAUCUCUGGAUGCGUGCUGCUCACCGACCAGAUCCUCAGUGACCUCCAGCGGGGCUGCAGACAGCUCCGGAUCCUCAAGAUGCAGUACUGCAGGCAGAUCUCCACGGAGGCGGCUCUCAGAAUGUCGUCGGUCGUGCAGCAGCAGGAGCACAGCUGUGAGGAUCCCCCACAAUGGUUUGGCUACGACUGGGAAGGCAAGCCCCUGAUGGAAGAUCAGGCUCUGACGACAGCCAAGGAUGACGCCAACUACACGGUCAGAGUCCCCAAACACAGGUGAAAAGGAAGUGGUGUGACCUUCCGCCUCCAGCAGGAGAAACAAAAUAUCCAGAACUUGGCGACCUUUCUUCAUCUGAUGUAAGUAUUUCUACGAGUUGGACCCACAGGCAACAUAAAGAACAGCAAAUCCUCUUCUGAUUUUUACUGCUGCUACAAGUGUUU